Messenger RNA from Clupea harengus (Atlantic herring), 4365 nucleotides. Its product is annotated as UPF0606 protein KIAA1549. The record is from RefSeq and is a predicted model, not a curated record. Lineage: Eukaryota; Metazoa; Chordata; Actinopteri; Clupeiformes; Clupeidae.
GCGAGUAGGUAUGCCAGUGGGCACUUCAGUGGCGUUCGCCAGAGCACACAUCAAGGACAUCCUGAGGCGGGAGUUCAACCGCUCUGUGGAGCUUCAGGUCUUGAAGGCUCCGCCCAACUUUAUCUUCCGAACGGUGGCCGGUCCACUGGUGUUCACGGCCAUGUCUGUCAUCAACACUCUCCGCCAAUCAACACGUAGCUCGGCCUCCAGCACCAUCCUCUCAGCCACCUCCAUCUCUGUCACUGUGCCCGACUACAAGCACCUGGUGCACUCAGUGCUGCAGUUUGUGCCAGGCCACGUGGACGUGCGUGUGUGUAGCUUCAGUGAGCAGGUGGAGCGUGGUCUGCUCACAGCCUAUGCUGAGGUUCGACGACGCUACCAGGAGAACGGGAACUUUACCAUAGAGAUUUUCAACAUCACGAUCAGCAUGGCCAAAGCCCAGCGUCAGCAGCAGAGGGCGCCAGUGGACAUCACCUUCGCCGUGCGGGAGGAGCGCGGCUACCUGCUGGGGUCAGAGGUCAGCGCCCACCUGAGGCAGCUCAGCAUGGUGGAGUACAGCUUCUACCUGGGCUUCCCUGCAGUGCAGAUAGCAGAGCCUUUUCAUUACCCUGAGCUCAAUAUGACCCAUCUGCUGCGAACCUCCUGGGUGAAGACGGUGCUGUUGGGUGUGUUAGACCAGCGCGUGAGUGAGCGCACGUUCCAGGCCAAGAUGGAGAGGCGACUGGCCCAGCUGGUGGGGGAGGGACUUGGAGUCAGCCGACGCUGGAGGAGAGAAACCACUGUGGGCAACAACAGCGUACAGGUGGUGCGGGCGGUGCGGCUGGAGGGCUCAGACCACCCUCUGGAGCUGGUGUACUUUGUGGAGGGGGGAACCGGGGAGAGGCUGCCGGCGCACACCACUGCCGCCCUGCUCAACCGCAUCAACCUGCAGAGGGCCGCCAUCGUGCUGGGCUACCGUGUGCACGGGAUGGUCCUGGCUCAGGUGGUGGAGAAGCUGGCCCUGUCGCCGCGGGAGACGCAGCCCAGCAGCGUGUGGCUGGUGGUGGGGGUGGUGGUGCCGGUGCUGGUGGUGCUCUUCAUCAUCAUCAUCCUCUACUGGAAGCUCUGCCGCUCCGAGAAGCUGGAGUUCCAGCCCGAUGCCAUGAGCACUAUCACCCAGCGACAAAAGCUCCAGGCCCCAAGUGUGAAAGGUUUUGACUUUGCCAAGCUGCACCUGGGCCAGCACAGCAAAGAUGACAUCAUGGUGAUCCAGGAGCCCGGCCCCUUGCCCCCGCAGAUCAAAGAGCCCACGCCUUCAGAGGGCGGAGAGCUAAACACGCCCAAAUCCAAGAGCUCUUCCACUAAAGUGUCUCGCAACGCAGGACGAAGACGAGGCCGGUUGUCUCCAUCUGAUGGCGACUCACUGGGCAGUGAGGCAUCCAGUGGGCGGGACUCAGCUGAGGAGAGCACACGCCCAGCUGUCAUGCCCAGUGAAGGAAAACAGCAUCGGAAAAGCAAACACUCAAAGAGCAAGUUGGCAGCUGGGGGCAGCGGAGCGGACGAGCAGCUAUCGUCCUCAUCCAUCUUCGAGCAUGUGGACCGCAUGUCACGCGGGUCCUCAGACGGCACUCGGCGCGUCUCGAACAAGAUCCAGCUGAUCGCCAUGCAGCCAGUCCCCAGCCCGUCCACACCACAGUCCCAGCUGCCACACCACGAGCUCACACACGCACACACACACAGGCACACGUACACACUCACCGAGAGAGGCCCUGACGGCACGCAAGUCAACACUGAGAUUGCUGUGGCUCUGCGGCAUAAGUCCGAGAUCGAGCACCACAGGAAUAAGAUCCGCCUGCGGGCCAAGAGGAAAGGCCUCUACGAGUUCCCCUCCAUGGAUGACAUCAUGGCCGCCUUCGGAGACAGCGAGGAGCAGCAGCGAGUGUGUCAGCAGAUCCACAAGAUCCUGCACCCCGACUCACACUCCUCACACUCACACACACCCAGUGCAGACAGUCAGCGCAAGAGUUCUAGAAGUAGGCGUUCUCCGCGGCAGAGGCGGGGUCAUCACCCUAUGAUUGGCAGUCUGGAUAAGGAUCGCCUCAUCAACGACAGAGAUGCCACCUACAGGAAGUACCCUGGAGUCAACAAUGUUGCCUAUGUGUCGGACCCUGAGCAGCUGACUGCCGGAAGCCCCUCCCCUGACGAGGUCUUUGCCCCAGCCCCGCCCUCAUACCAGCCCCCUCAGCCAACCAUAGAAGAGGCUCGUCAGCAGAUGCUCUCCCUAUUGGAUGAUGCCUUCGCUCUGGUGUCUCCCUCUUCACAGGGAAGCCCCGCCCCUCUGGCACUCACUGGUGUGGUCGGGGUGACAGCAGGAGGCGGGAUUAGUCCUGGACCUCCUGCCUCACCGCCCCCUCGUCCAAUCAGGCACUGGGGCUCUGCGCCCUCACAUAGCCCUUUCUCUGCGAGGUAUGCAGAGCUGGGGAUGUCCCCUACCUCUGUACAGGGUCUAUACCAGAGAGAGGCGCUGGGUUCCGGCUACCUGCCGUCAGAUGUGUACUCCAGCAGAGGGCAGUAUGGAGAGGAGCCGUCCUGCUCUUCUAGACCACGACCUGUAGGCAGCACAGGUGCCCAGCUACAGCAGCUAACGCAGGUAGGUCUGUCCAGCCGUAUGGGUGUGUAUGGUGUGGGCCGCAGUGUGUCAGGCCCCUCUGGCUGCAGCUGGCUCCAGUACCGUUCAGACGAUGAAGAACCCAGGCUUGGGUCUGACAGAGACAAUAUGCCAAACUACUCUGCUGAGUACUCCUCCUCCCCCCUGUUCCAGAUGCCCCGCACCGCUCUCACGGACCCAUCUGCACCCCCCACACCAACCUACUCGCCCCCCGCCCCGCCCGAAGGACCCCCACCGGACCCCCCAUCCCAGUCCUCUGCCUCCCUCAUCAAAGCCAUCAGGGAGGAGCUGCAGAGACUCAGCCAGAAGCAACCCCCCAUGGCCGCCUACCACAGCUAACACACACACACACACACACACACACACACACACACACACACACACACACACACACACACACACACACACACACGUACAUACACUCACACACUAAUCUGUACAUCCAGUAAUAUACUCAGUACUCAUACUCCAUUCAGCUAAACAAUAGAAGAUACACAGAGACAUACACACACACAUACACACACAUGCAAACCCUCACAAACAUACUCACUAACCCACAUCAAUCCCUGGCACAAAGCCACAGGACACCCACACAUAUUGGUAUUAAAUUAUUCAUCUGUACUCACACUUUCACCACAUAUGCACUAAAAUAAUUCCAAUAAAUAGUGACAUACCCUACACAUCAACUAACCAUUACACUAACUAUACUUGCUAUACUUACUGAUAUCCCUCAAUGCAUGUGAACUUGCAUACUAUCCCAACUUUAGGCCAAACCCAUACUUCUACUCCCAUCUAAAUCUACAUACUAACCUAUCCUUCUGUUUCAGAUCUCUACAUUCAUCAGAUCCUAAAUUCUAUACAUCAGAAUACUGCACACCAUAAAUAGUACAUACAUAACUCAAAGAAGCAUCCGAUCAGAAAUACAGAACUAAACUUCAGAUUUUGACAUGUUAUGUUCAUCUAGCACUCUAACCUCUAUGUACUAACACCCCUUCUAGCUCCACUGCCACACUACACACAAACAACCAUACCACUCACCCACCCUUCCUAUUACUCGCAAAGAACCUAGACACACACCCAAUACAAACACACAUAUGCGGUCACCAAACACUCUGUUUAACACUCAAACACAAACACACACGAACACAAACACACGCACGCACACACACACAUACACACACAAAUAACCUGUCACCACACACCCUGUUCAUCUCAUUGGUCCUUUGCCACUGACAUCUGAGUAAACAUGGUGCAGUUGUUGCUGUGGAAACCAGUGGAUAUACUGUAGUUCCAUUGCAAAUGAAGUUCCUGCCGUUGCCAUGGCUCCAUUGUCCAUCUGAUCUAACUUUCUGGUGCUAACAUUCCUCCCCCUGUUUUUCCUUCUCCAUGAUGUCACAUGACUGCCUUCAGCUGGUACCUCAGUCACACCACUGCUUCCUGGUUCAAAGGUCAUCCAAUGUUCAAACUGGAUGGUGGAGCAAGUGGCUUGAUGUGGAAUCCGCUCUCCAAAUAUGUCAGCCCUACCCUGCACAUCCAUAUGCAGACUAAAUCAUAUACACACACACACACACUUACAAAAAACAUACCUUCCACAUACACAGUACACAUAAAAACAGUACAUAGAAGAUUUGACCGUCUCACGUCUUGGGCCUAAAGGAAGAUCUUAAGUUUCGCAUCACCUAAGAAACAAGUGUUAUCAAUUUAUGUUAAAAACAAAA